Acaulospora colombiana is the source of this 198-nucleotide messenger RNA. The record is from the annotation of a GenBank genome assembly. NCBI's taxonomy places the organism in Eukaryota, Fungi, Glomeromycota, Glomeromycetes, Diversisporales, Acaulosporaceae.
AUGAAUGAAUGUCUCAAUUCGGCCAACCCUUAUCAAACAGAAUACCUUGUAAUAUUUCAUAACAUAUUUUUUGAUAUCAUCUUUGUUAUUGAAUCGGAACAAGGUGUGAAUGCGUUAGCAGAUAAUAAUUUGGAAGCAUGGAUUGAGUCAUAUGUGAACUUUAUUGUCGAUAUGGCAUUAAAGGACAAUGAAGAAUAA